Messenger RNA from Prosopis cineraria, 1289 nucleotides. RefSeq names its product non-functional NADPH-dependent codeinone reductase 2-like. NCBI's taxonomy places the organism in Eukaryota, Viridiplantae, Streptophyta, Magnoliopsida, Fabales, Fabaceae. The record is from RefSeq and is a predicted model, not a curated record. Gene Ontology annotation, cellular component: cytosol. Bases 61 to 984 code for a protein of 307 amino acids. Gene Ontology annotation, molecular function: aldose reductase (NADPH) activity. The transcript has 4 exons.
UUCUCAAGCCUGAACAUAUAUCUAUCAAAAUCAUUAGUUACCUUAAAGUCAAAGAACAACAUGUCCCGUAACAAAACCCCGACAGUGAGUCUCUCCGGCCACCAAAGUAUGCCGAUGAUCGGCCUAGGCACUGGAGACUUUCAGUCUUCCGGUGAGACCGUCAAGACGGCAGUCAUAGAGGCUAUCAAAGUCGGGUACAGACACUUUGAUACUGCUUCAGUUUAUGGGACAGAGAAUGCACUUGGGGAAGCCAUUGAAGAAGUUCUUAGACUUGGACUUAUUGGGUCCAGAGACGAACUCUUCAUCACAACUAAGCUGUGGUUCACUGAUUGUCAUUCAGAGCGCGUCGUUCCUGCUCUGCAAAAGUCUCUUGGGUUACUAAAGCUGGAAUAUCUGGACCUUUAUUUGAUCCACUUACCCGUCAGUUCAAAGUCUGAGAGCAUCGGCAUAUACCCAUCUAAAGAUAAUAUAGAACCAUUAGAUGUAAAAGGUGUGUGGGCAGCAAUGGAAGAGUGCAAAAAACUAGGUCUUGCAAAAUCAAUUGGCGUCAGUAACUUCCCUGUGAAGACACUUGAGAGUUUAUUGUCUGCCGCUACAAUUCCUCCUUGCCUGAAUCAAGUGGAAAUGAACCCUACAUGUCAACAAAAGGAGCUAAGAGAAUACUGCAAAGAAAGGGGUAUACUUAUAACAGCAUAUUCUCCUCUUGGGGCUCCAGGUACAAGAUGGGGCAACAAUCGGAUCCUGGACAAUGAAAUACUUAUUGACAUAGCAAAAUCUCAUGGAAAAUCAGUUGCACAGGUUGCUCUGAGAUGGCUGUAUGAGCAAGGAGUGAGUUUUAUUGCAAAGAGUUACAACAAAGAGAGAAUGAAACAGAACUUGGAGAUAUUUGAUUGGUCACUUACCGAACAUGACUUGGAGAAGAUAAGUCAAAUCAAACAGAUAAGAUUAAAUCAGGAGAACCCUUUGUUCGAAUACGUUGCUUGAUACUUACAUCGUACAUAUAUUCCAAGUGACAUCAUCAUAUAGCCAUCUUGUUUUACAGUUUUUUUUUUUUUUUUUUGUUUUUUUGGGCUCGAAUUAUGUCUUCUUCUUCCCAUAAAGUGGUUAUUUGCCUUGUCAUUGAUGAACCGUUGUACGUCUAUGUAAUGUUUAUCGUGCGUUAUGCAUUUGAAGCUUGAAAUAAAGAUGUCAUUUUGUGAAUUAUACUGUAAGUGUUGUAGCGUUUCUGUGCACCUGUAAGUUUCGUGAUUCUGUGACGAAUGAAUAAAGAUGUGAUAUUAUUAUUCCUA